Molecule: messenger RNA, 2661 nt
Organism: Thermothelomyces thermophilus ATCC 42464
Lineage: Eukaryota; Fungi; Ascomycota; Sordariomycetes; Sordariales; Chaetomiaceae
Exons: 4
Coding region: 1-2661 (886 amino acids)
Source: RefSeq, a predicted model, not a curated record
AUGCCUGCUGCUCUCGAGCCCUCUGCUACGGCCGCUUCGGGCGAACAGCAGAUAGUCGCGCCUCCUGCCCCUAGAAAGUUCAAGGCAUCCGACCUGCCGCUGCCCUCAGCGACGCGGACGGCCAUCGAAGGGCUCGCACACGCCUUCAAGAAAAAGGGCGGCUACGACGCCAUCCGGAAACAAGUGUGGGAGAAGUUUGAAGCCAGUGACUACGAAGCCCAAGUCACCCAAGCCAUUCUCGAAGUCGCCGAGCAGGAGGUCGAGCGCAAUCCCACGCAGCUGCUAACUCUCGAGCGAGGAAAAGCCGCUGCCCUUAUUGAUGGCGCGCUCGACCGCGGGGGCGUCUACCAGAAGGCGGAGGAGCUCAUCAGCGCGCUGAUCGACAGCCGCGCCAUCGAGGAGCACAUUCGCCAACUACGGCGCGCCGAAAUCGGGGACGAAGCCGCCGAGCAAGAGCGCAUCCGUGGCGCCAAGACAGACGAGGAAUAUGCCGCCGAAACGGCCGCCCGCCGGGCCGAGCGGGAACGUGUCCGGGCCGAGCUGAAGGCGGUUGAGGAGAAGAAGCGACAACUCGAGCGUGAGAUCAAGGCGAGGGAAGAUGCCAAGAGGCGCGAGGCCGAGAGGAUCGCUCGGGAAGAACGGAGGAAAAAGGAGCGCGAGGAAGAUGAGCGGAGGGAAAAGGAACGCCGCGAACGCCGCGAGAAGGAGAGAGAACUGGAAAGGGAGCGCGAGAAGGAGCGUGAGCGUGAGCGUGAGCGUGAGCAUGAGAGUCGAAGAGAGAGGGAACGGAGCCGCGAUUGGGAUAGAGAUCGUGACCGCGACCGCGACCGAGAUCGCGACCGAGAUCAUGACCGAGAUCAUCGUUCAAGGGAUAGGGACCGUGGAAGAGAGAGGGAUAGGGAGAGGGAUAGAGAGAGGGACCAAACGCGGGAUCGACGAGAUAGCCGCGAGAGCAGAGCGAAACCGUCCAUCGAUGGCCGAACGGACGAGGUUGAAAAGAAGCUCAGCAAGGAGGACCACGAACGGCUCGAACAGGAAGCUCUGGCUGACCUUCUUCGGGAGAGCAAGCGCGUUGCCACCAAGCAGCCCGAGUUGGAGGUUGAUGAGACACUUGUUCCUCCCCCAAAGAAAGCAAAGCCGGCCUCUGCGAUUACCCCGAUCCAGCGCCCGGCGACAAAGCUUUCCGAGCCCAAGGCUGUGGAGGCUAAGACGUCCGCAUUAGACUCGAAAAAACCCACGGAUUCUAAAGACACAAAAGAGUCGAGCAAUACCAAGCUAUCCACCGCUUCUAAGGAUUCCGAGGCGAAGCCCGAGAGAGGUCGGACUAGGAGUCCUUCCCGCGAUUCACGAGCCCACCGCGGCAGAGAUAGAAGCCGGUCCAAGAGCGUUGACCGCAGACGGAGGGAUGCUCGCUCGCGCUCGCGCUCGCGCACUCCUCGGCCCCGCGACCGUAGCCGCUCUCGGCGGAGGAGCCGGUCAAGGUUCCGCGACAGGAGAGCUGAACGGAAAGACGAUUAUCGGGACGACCGCCGUGACGAGUACCGCCACAGUCGUCGCGACGACUCCCGCUCGACAAGGAGAGAUGACCGCAAGGAAGAUCGAAGAUACGAUUACAGAGACCGGAGCAGGUCUCGCGACAGGGCUGACCGGCGGGAGCGGAGCCGUUCCCGUCUCAGGUCGGCGAGGAUCGACGACAGGAGGGAUAGGAGCCGCUCUCGCCGCCGUGAUCCUCGCGACCGCAGUCGCUCACCGCGCCCAAGAACCGAACGGCGGGAUCGCUCUCGCUCCCGCCUGCGAUUCGGCCGCAGGGAUAGAAGCCGCUCCCGAUCCAGGGACCGUGAUUAUCGUGACAGACGAGAACGCAGUCGUUCUCGCGCUCGCAGCGACCGAGAUCGCAGCCGUGACCGCAACCGCGAGAAAGACAGGAUCAAAGAGGAAGAUAGGGAGCGACGACGCAGGAGCCGCUCCCGGUCUGCGCGGCCCCCUUCCCGCAUGAGCCACACUGACAUGGAAGCGUGGAAACAAGCCGAGGUGAAAAAGCGCGAACAGGAAGCUAAGGCCUACCUGGCGGCCCAGAAAGAGGCUAGGGAGAAGGGGCUCCCGGUGCCCGGUAUCGACGAUUGUCGGCCAGGAGAUAGAUCACCUGAUCUCAAGCGCAGGCGCGACCCAGAGGAACAUGAUCGAUACUUACCUGGCGACCGAGAUCGCCACCGAGACCGGGACCAAGAGCGCGACCGCAUGGACUACCGAGGCGGCGAUCGUUAUGACGGCGACCGCGAUCGGCCGCGAGACAGAAAUCGGGACCGGGACCGGGACCGGGACCGCGACAGGCGCGACCGUUCACGCGAUCGCGAUGGAGACCGCGCAAGAGACGACCGUCGAGGCACAAGACGCCACAGCCGGUCGAGAAGCCGUGAGCGCGAUAGGGACAGGUCAAGAGACAGAAGUCGUGACCGUGACCGUGACCGUGACCGAGAUCGGGACAGCCACUAUCGCCGCAGCCGGCGCGAGCGCAGUGUGUCUUCUCGGCGCGAUAGAGAUUGGGACCGGGACCGGGACCGAGACCGAGAUCGUGACCGAGAUCGUGACCGCCUGUCACACUCGCCGAAUCUGCCGCAGGCGGAGAAAGCAGCUCGUCUUACCACGCCAAUGCGUAAUUAA